AUGGUAUCUCUCUCCGUUUUAUUCAGCGUUACCCUCAUCAUGGCUGUCACAGCGUUCACACAACUUGACAACCCAAUUAUUCCACGCCAGGACUCAGAGUCCUUAGACAGCACAUCCACGUCUUCCAGGACAAGAAAGACCACGCGUACAACAUCGCCUUAUCCUACAGCAAUAUCAACGUCAACCACGAGGACUACAUUGCUACCGUACACGUUCACAUCAACGUUUCCUAGCUCUACUGCAGCCUCUACGGGCUCGUCCGCUUUGGCAACGCCUACGAGCGGAGGGUCAAAAGUGAGUUUUGAUGGAAUCAUGCUUGGCUGUGUGGUUGUAGGAGGCCUGGUUUUGGCGGCAUGA
Messenger RNA from Cadophora gregata, 357 nucleotides. RefSeq lists its product as uncharacterized. The record is from RefSeq and is a predicted model, not a curated record. The coding region runs from base 1 to 357 and encodes 118 amino acids. The transcript has a single exon. Lineage: Eukaryota; Fungi; Ascomycota; Leotiomycetes; Helotiales; Ploettnerulaceae.